AUGAGCGCCCUGCAAAGACUGGUCCGGCGCCUCGAGGUCAAGGGCAGUAACGAGGGGACUCUGGCAAACCGCGCCAACCAUGACACUCGACCCUUGGAGCCGGAGAGGCGGACGUUUGGCCCGUGGGAGUUUGUCUCGCUCUGGGUCAUCACCGGCUCCUUCAACAUCGGCGGCUGGACCACGGGCUCGUCGCUGAUCGCCCUGGGCCUCAACGUGUGGCAGGCCAUGUUGACCGUCAUCAUCGGCAACCUGCUCGUCGCCCUGCUGUGCAUUUGCAGCGGCGCCCCCGGCGCGAAAUGGCACAUCGGCUUCCCCAUGAUCCAGCGCUGCUCGUGGGGCACCAACGGCUUCAUCUUCAUCGUCAUCCAGCGCUUCUUCCUCGCCUGCAUCUGGUUCUCCACCCAGGUUUACUGGGGCGGCCAGUGUGUGCGCGUCUUCCUGACCGCCCUGUGGCCGUCGUUCGCCCAUGUCAACAAACCCUUGGCCAACGGCACCAUGACCACCGGCGACUUCACCUCCUUCAUCAUCUUCACGGUCCUGUACCUGCCGCUGGUGUGGAUCCGGCCGGAGAAGUACAAGAUCCCGUUUCUGAUCUCGUGCAUCCUGGUCAUCCCCACCAUCUUCGUCUGUCUGAUCUGGUUCACCGCCACGGCCAAGGGCGCCGGAUCGCUCGUGCACGACGUGAGCGGCGUCGCCGGCGUCACCCAGGCCAAGGGCAGCCACCUGGGCUGGAUGAUGGUGCUGGGCAUCUGCACCAACAUCAGCUCCAUCAGCGUGCACAUCUUCGUGCAGUCCGACUACACCCGCUAUGCGCGCAAGCCCAAGGACCAGAUCCUGGCCCAGCUGGUCAUGGUGCCCCUGGGCACCAUCGUCGUCGCACUGAUAGGCAUUCUGUGCACCUCCUGCGCCGCACAGCUGUUCCCCGAGCAGAACGGCACCCUGCUCUGGGCGCCGUAUGAAUUGUUCAGCGCCCUGCAGCAGCACUACGACAACUCGUCCCGCUCACGCGCGGCCGUCGCCUUCGGCAUUCUUUCCUUCAUGGUCGCCCAGUUUGGCAUGGUGGUGGCCAACAACGGCCUCUCGGCCGGAAUCGACCUGUCCGCCCUGUUCCCGCGCUUCUUCACCAUCCGCCGCGGCAUGUUGCUGAUGUCGGCGCUCGCCUUCAUCGUCCAGCCGUGGCAGCUUCUCAACGGCGCCAGCAAGUUCCUCACUGUCCUGGGCGGCUACGGCGUCUUCCUCGGCCCCAUGACCGGCGUCAUGUUUGCCGAUUACUUCCUGCUGCGCAAACGCCUGAUCAAGCUGACCGACCUGUACGAGAACAACUCCGGCAGCAUCUACUGGUACUGGCUGGGCAUGAACUGGCGGGCGCUGGCUGCCUGGGCCAUGGGCGUCUGGAUAAACCUGCCCGGCUUUGCCGAAUUCGUGCGCUACGGCACCGCCAAAGAACUGUCGGGCUGGUCGCAUCUCUACUACAUCUCCUACCCGCUGGGUCUGACCUUGUCAGUCCUGACCUACCUUGCCCUCAACAAGCUGUCGCCCGUCGCUGGCCUCGGAGUCGUCGACGACCUGGAUUAUUUCGGCACCUUUGGUCCCGCCGAAACACGAUCCCUCCGUGGCGAGGAGUAUGGAGAAACCGUCCAAGUCGUGGCUGGCAUGAAGAAGGGACCCGACGUCGGCAAGGAGGAGAUUUGA
Messenger RNA from Capronia epimyces CBS 606.96, 1692 nucleotides. RefSeq lists its product as uncharacterized. The record is from RefSeq and is a predicted model, not a curated record. Gene Ontology annotation, biological process: nucleobase transport; transmembrane transport. Gene Ontology annotation, molecular function: nucleobase transmembrane transporter activity. The coding region runs from base 1 to 1692 and encodes 563 amino acids. Lineage: Eukaryota; Fungi; Ascomycota; Eurotiomycetes; Chaetothyriales; Herpotrichiellaceae. The transcript has a single exon. Gene Ontology annotation, cellular component: plasma membrane.